UUCUACCGGUCACCCCCUUGACUUGCAUGCAGAUCCAUACUCUCUCAUUGGGUCAUCAUCCGACACGACUGCUCCGACCAAUGGGAGACUGCCACCUAUUGCUACUACUACCCCCUCCUGUCAGGAGCCUCAGAUUCACAUGAUGCCUACUCCGGGUGUGCCAAGAUCAUGCACUCAACAAGCUAAUGAAACUUCCAGCACUGCCUCACAUGGUGUGCAAAGUGAUCCAGCUAUUGGGGCUCCCAGUCGAGUAGGAUCUUGUGGGGAAAGACAAACCACCUCUAAUAGUACCCAAGAUGCUCAGGGUCAAGGAACAUCCACUGCCACUGGUCACUCCAGCACAAGUGCUCCCAAGCUUAGAUAUGAUGGUGCCAAAUGUUGGCACCCACCUAAGCCUGGAUUGAAGCGUAUUUCUCAGGUUUUUAAAGAAAACUACAACAAGCCUUGGCUGAGUUUUGAUGAGGCAGAUGAUGAUACUCGAAAAAUAUGGUGGACUGAGUGGAGGGUAAAUUUUAUCUACCUUGUUUUACGUAUUUUACAAUAUUAUAUAUCAUAG
This is a messenger RNA of Arachis ipaensis, 556 nucleotides long. NCBI's taxonomy places the organism in Eukaryota, Viridiplantae, Streptophyta, Magnoliopsida, Fabales, Fabaceae. The record is from RefSeq and is a predicted model, not a curated record.